Molecule: messenger RNA, 828 nt
Organism: Erythranthe guttata (spotted monkey flower)
Lineage: Eukaryota; Viridiplantae; Streptophyta; Magnoliopsida; Lamiales; Phrymaceae
Source: RefSeq, a predicted model, not a curated record
AAUAUAUAAGUAUAUGUUCAAACACAAACAAUCGAAGUUAAUCGAACAACGCGAUGGGUUUACAAAAUCAGCUGUCCGACGUGUCAUCGGAAUCGGUCCUCGUAUUCAUGGUGGUGCUUGUCGGAAAGAGCGUAAGUUAUCUCCACUCCCUUCUCCUCACUAUCCUGCACAACCUCGGCCUAUUCUCCCCCCGGUUCGAUCCGGCCGGCGCCGACCACCGCCGACAUUUCGAGAGCUCUCUAUACGAGGUCGCCGGCGCCGGUCUGGCCAACCUAGUCGUGCUCUGCGACCAAUUGAAUCUGAACCGGGCUUUUUCCUACCGGAACCGGUCCGACGGAGUUGACGGCGAGUUGGAUAUGGAUUGCGUGGUGUGCCUGAACCGGCUGGACGAGGGGGACCACGUGCGUAGGCUAGCUUGCCGCCACGUGUUCCACAAGGAUUGCUUUGACGGCUGGCUCAACCACCUGAACUUCAACUGCCCCCUUUGCCGGACGCACCUAUCGUCCGGAGAGAGCGUGAUGAUCACGCGCAGGCGCGUCGCUGAAGAUCUCCUCGCGUGGUUCCCGUCUCAGUGAUGUAGUGUAGAACCACGGCGGCGCGUGGCGGUGACGAGUUUGAUGCGAAUGUGUGUUUUUUGGGACCUUUUUUAAUCUCUUUUUUUCCAGGUUAAACUUGGUGGCAGUUUUGACAUUUCACUUUUCUUUUUCUUUUUUUCUUUUUUUUUUCCCUUUUCUUUUUCUUGGGAAAUUAUCCUCUGUUUUUGAGGUGUUCCUUACCAUAGGAGCUCCUUUCACCUACUGUAACAUUUUUUUUAUUAAUCUUUUUUUU